CGCUCUGCCCUGGGUUUUCAGCCCCGCCCCUGUCCCGUGCGCCGCCGCUGGCUGCAGCCCCCGGACCCCUACCAUGGAAGAGACAGUAGAAGAUCCCGCCACAUCAGCUGUCUUGCUGGACCCUUGUCAUUUCUCUCAGGUCAUCUUUAACAGUGUGGAGAAGUUCUACAUCCCUGGAGGGGACAUCACAUGCUAUUACACCCUCACCCAGCAUUUCACUCCCCGUCGAAAGGAUUGGAUUGGCAUCUUUAGAGUGGGAUGGAAGACAACCCGUGAGUACUACACCUUCAUGUGGGUUACUCUGCCCAUUGACCUAAACAGCAAAUCUGCCAAACAGCAGGAGGUCCAAUUCAAAGCUUAUUACCUGCCCAAGGAUGAUGAGUAUUACCAGUUCUGCUAUGUGGAUCAGGAUGGUGUGGUCCGGGGGGCAAGUAUCCCUUUCCAGUUACGUCCAGAGAAUGAGGAGGACAUCCUGGUUGUUACCACUCAGGGCGAGGUGGAAGAGAUCGAGCAGCACAACAAGGAGCUCUGCGAAGAAAACAAGCAGCUGAAGGACAGCUGUGUCAGCCUCCAGAAGCAGAACUCAGACAUGCAGGCUAGGCUCCAGAAGAAGCAGGAGGAGCUGGAAACCCUAAAGAGCAUCAAUAAGAAAUUGGAGCAGACGAUGAAGGAGCAGAAGGACUGCUGGGAGACAGAGCUUCUCCAGCUGAAAGAACAAAACCAGAAGAUGUCCUCAGAAAAUGAGAAGAUGGGAGUCAGAGUGGAUCAGCUUCAGGCCCAGCUGUCAAUUCAAGAGAAAGAAAUGGAGAAGCUUGUUCAGGGAGUUCAAGAUAAAACAGAGCAUUUGGAGCACCUGAAAAAGGAAAGUGACCAGCUCUUUGUCAGUUUAACUGAACAGAUGGAGGACAACCCACAGCUGACUUACACGGGUCUGAAUUAUGACUCUUCGCCGUAUCAAGCGCCUACUUCGAAUCAAGAAGGUGCAAGACAAAACCCAGGACUUGUCUAUGGAAACCCAUAUUCUGGUAUCCAAGAAAGUUCUGCCCCCAGCCUGCUCUCCAUCAAGAACUGCCCCACCUGCAAAUCGGACUUUGCUGAUGACUUGUUUUAUCACACCUUGGAGCAGCACACGCAGACCCUUAGUUUGAAUUGUCCAAUUUGCGACAAGACCUUCCCAGGAAAAGAGAAGCAGAUCUUUGAAGACGAUGAGUUCUUCCACGGUCUCUAAGUGUCCCAGCCUCUUGGAUCGAUAGUGUACAUGGAUUUUAUAGAGUAAAACCUAUAGCUUCUACUGUGAGUUAUGACCCAAGAUCCUGCCUAACCUGCAUUGUUAGGGAUUUACUUAGUCCUGCUGCCCUAUAGGUGGAGUCAUGUCGAUUCUCUGAAGCAUAGUGCUGAGGGCUGUUACGUCCAUCCUUGUGGGGUUUAGUACCUUUUAAGUCACAUAACUCGAGCUGUGUCAGCCUCUCAACUAAAAUGCCCAUUCUUCCGAGGGUCUCCAGCAUAAAGGCCCUGGGAUGGGGCGGACCUGGCUAUUCCCAGGAGGCCUGACUCGAGUACUAAGUGAGUAGUUUUCCAGGUUGUCCCACUGCCAUUCAAGGUCAGGCCUUGAGUGUGUUUGUACUCAGUCCUCAGUCCUAACCCUGGGACUGGCGACUGAUCAGAGGUUGAGAAUUUCUUCCUCCUCCUCAGGCCUCCUUCUCCAGCUGAUUUAGAAUAGUCAAAAAAGGCAUGUCAGAGAACCCAGACAUCCAAUUUGGAUCCCAAAGUUUUCUCAUCUUGGUUUCCCAGCUCCCAGUGGAAGCAUUCCUGAACCAUGUACAUAUUGUUUCACUCACAGAAAGUCUUUCUCUCUGGAUACCUCUGGGUGGCAUUUUCUACUCUGGUUUUUUCCUGUGCACAUAACUAUUAUUGUUGUAAGUCCUUUCUUAAUGGUUAGUGGGACUUGUUAGAAACUGUCUGGGUUUGCAACUUUCUGAGCAGGUGAGUUUGAAUAUGGAUAAGUUAGAAUGAGAACUAUUGUUAAUCGCUUUAGUACUAAAAAUAAACUAGUUCUCUACUUCAGGGACUUUGGUAAUUUAAAAUAAACCUUGAGUUCAUGUUUUUUUAUUUUUAAGCUUGUGGGGAAAGUAUAAUCAAAAGGAUUGUCAGAAUUAUAGACCCCACCAAGGAUUUCUCCUCACCUGUCUUAACUAGUCAACAAAAGAGUGUCCUGGCCAUUAUCCUGAGGUGGAGAGGGAGGUGACGAAGCAUUAGUUUGAGAAAUCUGGAGCCCUGACUCUCUUGUUCUAACUUGCUGUGCAUUUUUGAAAGGGUGUGGAUUUGGGCACCUUUUGUGAACUAACUUCAAUUCCCUCCAUCCAGAUCUGCCUAACUGAACUAUAAGAAAGCAAUUCCAUUUUCUCCACCCCAGGGACUGAACAAAUGGAAAUGACUCCCAGGCAGUCAGCCAGCUGGUCACUGUAGAGACUUUUACAGAAACUUUUGAAUGAUGUGAAACAUGAUGCUGUGCCUCAGGCUGAGCCAGUUAUAGCUCUGCAUUCCUUCUGUGGUUGUCCCCGACGUGACUGAAGUUAGGCCUUAGACUAACUGUAUUGUCCUAGUCACAGCUCCUCACCUUCAUUUCUCCUUUGAUAAAAUGAAGAUGAGACUAUACUCCCCCUCCUCCCGUAUCACCAUUUCGUUAUGAGGUCUCUUGGGCUCAUAAGCCUUCGCCCCGUAAGAAUCAGAUGUGACAUUAAGACAAAGUCUAGAAUAGAAAUAUAGGACUUCCCUGGUGGCGCAGUGGUUAAGAAUCCGCCUGCCAGUGCAGGGGACAAGGGCUGGAUCCCUGGUCCGGGGAGUUCCCACAUGCCCCGGAGCGACUAAGCCCGUGUGCCGCAACUACUGAAGCCUGCGCGCCUAGAGCCUGUGCUCCGCAACAAGAGAAGCCACCUCAAUGAGAAAGAAGCCCGUGCACCUCAAUGAAGAGUAGCCCCCGCUCACCACAACUAGAGAAAGCCCACGCGCAGCAAGGAAGACCCAACGCGGCCAAAAAAUGAAUGAAUGAAUAGAAAUAUACUGGGGAGACAGUAACCCAGGUUUCCUGGCAGGUGCCCUUCCUGCAGAAUUUCUGUUGCUCCCCAGACAGUUCCAGUGAAGAAUUGCAGUUGCAUUUAUUUUAUACUAGCCAGCUCUUAAUUAAGCACAUGAAUGGAGAGGAGCAGUGGUGCACAUAACCCAAAUCAGUGAAUACCAUUUUCUGGUGAAUUACCCACCCCUUUGCCCCUGCUACCCUGAGGGUUACCGUGAUUAUCAACAGCAGCAGGAGCCCUUCCACAGGCUUGGUACAAAAAAACAGUUGAGGUGUUAAUGAGCCUUUUUGCUGGAUGUAAAACAAAGCAUCUUUAACCAGCUGCUCUUACCAAGGCUUUAAAGGAGAAAUUAUGCUCCAGGCAUCUACUAGUGGUAAAGGAAACAGUCAUUCUUAUAUAAUCCAAUCAUCACCCCAGCCUUUCCCCUCUACACCUCUUACACCCACAGGUUUUAAAGCUGUAAAAUUCCUGCAAGAAAUACCAGCUUGUGGGAGCAAAAUGGUAUCUACAUCUAAAUUGGGUUUUAGAAUCUUUGUACUUAUUAUGGCAACAAAUUUUCCUUCCUAGUUCAUUUUCUCUUUUCUAAUAUUAAAAUGUUUUUGCAUUACCUUAGCACAUUCACUCACUAAGCAGUGGGAAAAAAAGUCACGCUGGCAUACAUGAGUGUGAGUGGUGAAGGAAAGCUAACCUAAAAUCAGAGAAGGGAGAGUUGGCAAGAUAUUUGGUAAACUUAGGCCCCUAAGAACACCUGUAGCUUCAGCCCUUUUGCCUCGUCUUGCUAAAAAUUGGGAUGAAAUGGAACUGCCUUGAUGUUUAAAUAUGAUCCUGUGAUUCGAGUGAUUUUCUACAGUGGCUGUGGAUUGCACUGAGCUAAGCACUCUCUAACCUGGUAUCCUAGCAACAAAUGCUAAUGAGAUGGUAGGCUGUGGCUAAAAGAUGCCGUCCAUUACCUAGGGAAAAAAGCGAAAUGGACUCAGCAUAACAUAGAGAUCAAGCCCGAAGAGAUAGCACCUAAUUCCCCUGAGUUAACCAACAAUAAGCCACAAGCUCGGGGAAAUCACACUGAGAUCUCCUUAACUGAUCUCAUAUAAAUAUUAAAAUAAUGGCCUUAUAAGCAUGUAGUGCUUUAUAGUUUAGAAUGCAUUUCAUAUCGUCCAUGUAUACUUCCAGUAACCCUUUGAAACAGCUUUUUUUUUUUUUUUUGAAAUUUAUUAAUUUAUUUAUUUUUGGCUGCAUUAGGUCUUCUUUGCUACAUGGACGGGCUUACUCUAGUUGCGGUGAGCGCGGGGUGGGGCUGCUCUUCGUUGCGGUGCGCAGGCUUCUCAUUGCGGUGGCUUCUCUCGUUGUGGAGCACGGGCUCUAGGCAUGCGGGCUUCAGUAGUUGUGGCACGUGGGCUCAGUAGCUGUGGCUCGCAGGCUUAGUUGCUCCACAACAUGUGGGAUCUUCCCAGACCAGGAAUCAAACCCGUGUCCCCUGCAUUGGUGGGCAGAUUCUUAAACACUGCGCCACUGGGGAAGUCCCUGAAACAGACAGCUGUUAACUCCCAUUUUUAUAGAUGAAUAAGGUGAAACGUGGAGAAAUAACCUGCUAAAAGUGGAAACAACCCACAUGUCCAUCAACUGAUGACUGGGUAAAUGUGGUUUAGCCAUACAACGGGGUAUUACUUGGCAAUAAAAAGGAGCGAAGUACUGAGGUGUCACAACAUGGACGAACCUGGAAAACAUGCCGUGAAGGAAGCUAGUCACAGAAGAUCACAUAGUGUGUGAUUCCAUUUAUAUGAAAUGUCCAAAAUAAGAAAAUAUUCUAUGGAAAUAAAAUAGAUUAGUGUUUUCCUAGGGCUGGGUGUUGGGGGAAAUGGAGAAUGACUGCUAAUGGGUAUGGAGAUUCUUUCUGGGGUAAAGAAAAUGUUCUAAAAUUUAUUAUAGAGAUGGUUGCACAACUGUUUGAAUAUACUAAAUGCCACUGGAUUGUACACUUAACAGGUGAAUUGUAUGCUAUGUGAGUUAUAUCUCAAGUUGGUAUGUUUUUAAAAGGUUAAAAGGAUGUCUUUUUUUUUGGCCAUGCCAUGUGGCAUGCGGGAUCUUAAUUCCCCAACCAGGGAUCAAACCUGUGCCCCCUGCAUGGGGAGCAUGCAGUCUUCCCCACCAGACCACCAGGGAAGUCCUUAGGAUGUCUUAAAUACAGAUACAGAGCAGGUUCAGCACUGUUGACCUUGGUUAAAUCACACUUGUCAGGACAAACCCUGCCUCAGCAGUGUUGGGUUCUCCCCGUCUUGGGCUGGAGGCAGUGCUUCAGUUGUGAUUAGUAGGGUCAGGCCAGUUAAUGGUAGCCUACCAUCUGGCCCGCAGCAUUAGUGGUCUCUGGGAAUAUCUGUUUUGUGGAGAUGAAUGGACCCAAUCAAGUUGAGUCACCAGCCCACAAGUCCCAGGUAAUCAUAUUAAGGGAUCCAGCCUGCUCUGCCUUGUGUUAUUACUUUCUCCCUGUGGAAAGAAAGAAUAUCACACUCCCGGGAGCUAAGUCUGUCGUUUACCCAGUCAGUCAGCAUUUAGUGAGCACCCACAGUGGGCAGAGCUAAUACAGGGCCAGGAUUUUUUUUUUUUUUUAAUAGGAAAGUUCUUCCCUCGAGGGAUCUGCAAGAUGAAUGAAGACAUUCUGUCUGCCCUCUGGGAGCCCUCGAACUGCUGGGGGAGAGAUUCUCAGGUUUCAGUGGUCUCCUAAUCUGUUGGGGAAAUGAGAUUAACUGCCCAAUUUAAGGACACAAAGAUAAGGGACAUCAUCUCGCAAACUGAAGACAUGAGGGCUGUGGGACCUGAGUGUUAAUUAAGGUGUGAGCAAAGCCCAAGUUACUGAUGUCUUAUGAGAGCUGCUGUGGAAGAGGUUGAGGCACAAAAAGAGCAGACCCCAGCGGGAGGGCGGGUGUCCUGAGGGUCUCCGCAAAGGGGGAGAGAGAGGCAGCUUCGGAAUGCAAAGGACUUUCAAGCAAAAGUACCAGCAAGUGUCUGUCCUGAAAGACACUCCCGUCGAGUUGAAUCACAUCUAACAAGCUCACAGGAGCUCAAAAGGGACAGGAGGGAGGGUGGCGGAAGGGUGUCCGUUUUAAGGAUGUAGGAGUGUCUCAGAGCCCCAGGCCUAAGAUUCCCAGCCCUCAAGGCUAGAGCGCUAGGUGACACAGAGACAUCAUCCCUUGCCAUUUGGCGUCUCUGCCUUUGAGUCAAACCUUCUCUUUCACUCCAGUCUGAUUCUCUGCCUCCCAGGCUGCAUGAUGUAAAAUGGUU
Mesoplodon densirostris (Blainville's beaked whale) is the source of this 6350-nucleotide messenger RNA. RefSeq names its product calcium binding and coiled-coil domain 2 (gene CALCOCO2). The record is from RefSeq and is a predicted model, not a curated record. The transcript is spliced from 11 exons. NCBI's taxonomy places the organism in Eukaryota, Metazoa, Chordata, Mammalia, Artiodactyla, Ziphiidae. Gene Ontology annotation, cellular component: autophagosome; PML body. Gene Ontology annotation, biological process: positive regulation of autophagosome maturation; xenophagy. Bases 74 to 1228 code for a protein of 384 amino acids.